AUGGCGGAGCGGAGAAUUCCUGACAAAGCGGGAUUGGGAGGGAAGAAGCAGCUAUGUGGAGAGAUCACCUCCACCGCCGCGCGCCAGCCAGCCGUACCCCAUCAAAAAUCCGCCCGUCUCAACCCGCCGACUUUGACCGGACAGAACAGCGGCAAUUCACGCAAGAGAGAGCUUCCGAAGCGACGGGAUGGGAAUGAAAUGGCGGCCGAACGAACAGGCGAAGUUUCAGCGCGCGGCGAGCCCGGGCAGCCCCUAUGCACCGGACCCCGAUCCGAAAAACGCACCCUUCUCGGGACCCCAAACCCUAGCCCCCUACCAAGCCGCCCAACCCGAAACGCACCCGACCAACCGCCCCGGGGGGCUGCUGGGGUAGGUAUUAAUAUGGAAAGAUAG
Aspergillus terreus NIH2624 is the source of this 393-nucleotide messenger RNA. RefSeq lists its product as uncharacterized. The coding region runs from base 1 to 393 and encodes 130 amino acids. The record is from RefSeq and is a predicted model, not a curated record. Lineage: Eukaryota; Fungi; Ascomycota; Eurotiomycetes; Eurotiales; Aspergillaceae. The transcript is spliced from 4 exons.